UUUCUUCUUUCCAUUGCAAAUACAUCAUAUCUAUCAUAUCAUAUGACUUUCAACAAUAAUGUACCUACAAAAUUCCCGAAGCUUCAGCCUCGAGGACCCCCUGGUGAACUCUUUCUGGCCAACGAAAGAGCAAAGGGCACGUUUGAUGUGAACGGUUUGUCGAGGUUUAUCUAUGGAGAAAAAUGGUUGCAAAAGAUGGGUAGAGUUCUCGAAAUUAUGGAGACUGAACCUGCUUUCGAUAAAACAAAUCGUUACUACCAGAGCCGCAAAGAUAAAAUUGCCAGCUCAUUAAGGAAGGAUAAGCGUAUCAUUGAGGUUGCUCAGGAGCAAAAUUGGGAUGAAACGGAUGUUCAGAUUGCCAACUUUUUAUACGACCAAUCUACUCCUUUCACUCUGCACUACAAUAUGUUUAUUCCAACAUUGAAAAAUCAAACUACAGAUGAACAAAAGAAACUGUUCCUUGAACGUGCCUUAAAGCACGAGAUCAUUGGCUGUUAUGCACAAACUGAGCUCGGCCACGGGUCCAAUGUUCAGGGACUUGAGACCACUGCUACCUAUAUUCCCGAAACCAAUGAAUUUGAACUUCAUUCCCCUACUUUAACAUCCGCCAAAUGGUGGAUUGGUGGUCUUGGAAAAGCUGCUAAUCAUGCUAUUGUUAUGGCUCGUUUAAUCACUAAUGGCAAGGAUUAUGGACCACAUCCAUUCUGUGUUCAAAUUCGUAGUCUCAAAGACCAUCAUCCUCUACCUGGGAUUACGGUAGGAGAUGUAGGGCCCAAGUUCGGUUUCAAUUCCGUCGAUAAUGGUUUCAUUAUGUUUGACCAUUACCGUAUUCCUCACAUUGCUUUCUUGGCCAAGUACUCUAAAGUCAAAGCUGGUACCGGCGAAUACAUUAAGCCUCCAAAUGCAAAACUAUCUUAUGGAACUAUGGUUUAUGUACGUGCAAAUAUUGUCUUGGGCUCCCAAUAUGCUCUCGCCAAGGCCACCACAAUCGCUAUUCGUUACUCUGCCAUUCGUCAGCAAUUCGUUGAUACCGCUAACCCAAGAAAGUGGAAUAAUAAGGUUAUUGAAACACCUGUACUCGACUAUACUAUGCAACAAUACCGUUUAUUGCCUGCUGUUGCUGCUGCAUAUGCUUGCUUCUUCACUGGUCGUGAAAUGAUGCGCUUGUAUAACUUGAAUCAGGAAGCUAUGCAAAAGGGCAACUUUUCUCUUUUGGCUGAUCUUCAUGCUAGUUCAUCCGGUCUCAAGAGUUUAACAACAACCAUGGCUAUUGAUGCAAUAGAAGACUGCAGACGUGCUUGUGGUGGUCAUGGUUAUAGUAUGUUCUCAGGUUUAGGUCAAUUCUAUCAAGAUUAUCUUCCCAAUGUUACUUGGGAAGGUGACAACUACAUUCUUACGCAACAGACAGCUCGCUACCUACUAAAGACAUUCCGAAACGUCGUCGCUGGUAAAGCUGAGCAAUCUGAAUAUAAUCAUACUGUUCGCUAUUUGACGCAAUUCAUGGAAAAUCCCAAGUCCAAGUGCCCUGCUACUACAUCUACUGAUUUUCUGAAUCCUGAAUUAAUUCUUUCCGCCUUCGGCUUCCGUGCUGCCUUCAGUAUUGCUAAAGUAGCUGAGCAAAUCGAUCGUGAUGGUCGUUCUUGGAACUCCAUGCUGGUUGAGAUUAGCCGUAUCUCCAAAGCUCACUGUCAAUUCAUCAUCGUUCGCAACUUUAUUGUCACCCUUCAGAAUGAUGAGCAAUUGUCCAAACCUGAAAACCGUUCUAUGCUCCGUGUGUUGCGUUUGCUGGCUUCUCUAUUUGCCCUUCAUAUAAUGGAAAAAGAACUUUCUGAAUUCCUUGUCUCUGGCUAUUUGACGCCAGAACAAUGUGCUUUGUUGAAGCAACAAGUCAUCGAGCUUUUAGAAGAAGUACGCCCUGAAGUCGUCUCUUUGGUAGACGCUUUUGCUUUGCCUGAUUACUACCUACAUUCUGCUUUGGGUCGCUAUGAUGGUAAAGUAUAUGAAGCCAUGACUGAAAUGGCCGAACGAGAACCACUUAAUCAUACUUUGGUAGUUGAUGGAUACGAAGAAUGCAUCAAACCUUUUGUUGUUAAGAGACAGCGAUCAAUUGAAGAGAAUCAACAACAGCAGCUGCAGCAUGCCAAGUUUUAACAAUAUAGGACUCUGAUGUUCUUCGUUUAUACAUAUCUCGAUAUCUGUAGACAAUACUUCUUAAAUAGACAUUUCACACAUUCUUUACUAAACCCUUGUACAUUAGCCAUAGAUUAUUUUUUAACAGUAACUCAAUUUGUAGAUCAAAUCAAAAUAAAAUUUUGUUUGUAAUCACUCGAUUUCUAUCUAGCAACUUGUCUGAAUCUUUCAAUUUUGGGCAAAUUCUUCAGGACGGCCUUUUCGACGAGACAAAGAAAAUGCAUGAUUUUUGUACUUUGGAAUUCCGUCGAAUUCUAUAUUGAGACAUUGAAAAAGCCUUGACCUCUUUUACAUUUCAACCGCC
Molecule: messenger RNA, 2494 nt
Organism: Mycotypha africana
Lineage: Eukaryota; Fungi; Mucoromycota; Mucoromycetes; Mucorales; Mycotyphaceae
Product: acyl-CoA dehydrogenase/oxidase C-terminal
Exons: 5
Coding region: 43-2151 (702 amino acids)
Biological process (GO): fatty acid beta-oxidation using acyl-CoA oxidase; lipid homeostasis
Cellular component (GO): peroxisome
Molecular function (GO): acyl-CoA oxidase activity; FAD binding; fatty acid binding
Source: RefSeq, a predicted model, not a curated record